AUGGGUGAAAUGAUCAUGUCAAAUGAGCCCUGGGACUUCCUGAACUCGGUUCUCCGGUUCAGGGACGACGACUCCCAGUUCUGGUGGGACAGGACAGGGCGCAUGUUCUCCAAGCUCCUCAAGUACGCCGGCUACAGCGCAGCAGAACAGUAUCGCGAGCUCAACUUCUACUCCCUCUUUGUGGCCCCUGAACUUGGCCCUUCUCCAGAUUGCCACGGCAAUGUCAGGAGAUGGAGGAGUCCUGGGACGCCAGACUCCACGCCGAUCGACUUCAGCUGGGAAUGGGGAAGAGAUAACCAUGCUGUCGUGAGGUAUAGCUUCGAGCCCAUCGGCGCACAUGCCGGUACGGAGCUAGAUCCUCUCAACAGGUAUGCGACAAACGACUGGAUCUUCAAGCUCCAACAGCAGAAGAUGGUGCCGGGUCUGGAUCUGGAGUGGUACAAGCACUUCACGAACCAGAUCCUGCAGCAUGACAACCGCACAUCCAAGACAGUUGACUGCUUCGUCGAGGAGACAACACCCAAAGCCGGCACUGUGGUCGCACUCGACAUUGAGAAGACCGGCCCUGUCAUGAAGAUUUACAUCUACCCCGGACUCAAGGCGGAGGAGCUGGGCAUCAGCAACCUCGAGCUCGUAGAGCGCUCCAUCCGCAGCCUUCCGCCAGAUCAGUUCAACUCCCUCAAUGCUGAGCCCCUCUUUGACUUCCUCCGGGAAGGCACAGAGAAGUACAACUUCGAGACGGGCAUCCUCGCCAUUGACUGUCUGGCGCCCAAGGAUGCUCGCAUCAAGGUGUACAUGAGAGCCCGCCACACGACCUUUGAGUACAUGAUGGACUGCAUCACCCUCGGCGGCCGCCUCGACAUGUCAGGGGAGGCCAUCGAGGAUCUCAAGGACUUCUGGAAGACCUUUCUCGGAGACGCCUCGGAUAUGCUUCCCGACGACGCGCCCGGCAGAGCUAGCCCCGGCUUCUACUACACCCUCGGCUGCGGCAAGGCCAUCUCGCCCAAGGUGUACAUCUCUCCGCAGUAUUUCUGCAAGAGCGACGUGGAUGUGCUGUCCCGCCUCCGCAAGUUCUUCUCCACACGCCGAUCGGAUGAGAUGAUGGACAACUACGAAGCGGCCAUGGUCGAUAUCUUCGGUACCAAGACGCUGGAUUCCCGGUGCGGCAGCCACUACUAUGUUGGUUGCGCGUUGGCCAAGGGUCAGCUGAGAGUGGUCACUUAUCUCAGCCCCCAGUCCUUCGAUUGUGAGAAGGAUAAGAUCUGCUCACGUAAGCCGUAG
Molecule: messenger RNA, 1281 nt
Organism: Colletotrichum chrysophilum
Lineage: Eukaryota; Fungi; Ascomycota; Sordariomycetes; Glomerellales; Glomerellaceae
Exons: 2
Coding region: 1-1281 (426 amino acids)
Biological process (GO): alkaloid metabolic process
Molecular function (GO): transferase activity, transferring alkyl or aryl (other than methyl) groups
Source: RefSeq, a predicted model, not a curated record